Messenger RNA from Choloepus didactylus (southern two-toed sloth), 7583 nucleotides. Its product is annotated as formin-like protein 3. Gene Ontology annotation, biological process: regulation of gene expression. The record is from RefSeq and is a predicted model, not a curated record. The coding region runs from base 1 to 1965 and encodes 654 amino acids. Gene Ontology annotation, cellular component: nucleus. The transcript has 12 exons. NCBI's taxonomy places the organism in Eukaryota, Metazoa, Chordata, Mammalia, Pilosa, Megalonychidae.
AUGAGGCCCUCAAAUUUGAAGUGCCAUUUACGCAACUGCGGGAACCAGCGCGGGGCGGGGCUGCCCGCCCCCCCCACCCCUCCUCCUCCCCGCCCUUCCCAUCUCCCGCCCUCCUCCCCUUCCCGUCCUUCUUUCCCACCCUCCCUUCCGCCCCCUCCCCUGCCCUCCCUGGCCUGCGCCCGCCGGCCUGGGCUGCUCGGAAAGCCCGGAGCCCGGCGCGCACCGCACGGCCCGGACCUCGCCCCGCGUGCGCCUACCCCGGCCCCGGCCGCUGCGACCCGGUCCGGAGCUGCGGAUCCCGCGCCCCGGAUCCCCCAGCAGCCGCGCGGGGAGCUCCUGCCGGGCGCGCCCCCACCCUGCGGGCCCCGCCCACGGCGCGCGGCGGGGCAGGAGGACGGGGCGGCGCGGCGGCGCGGGCGGGCGCGCGCCAUGCAGCGGGACUGCGGCCGGGCUGCGGGUCAGUGGCUGGAGUUGCGCCCCCCACUCCUCUGUAGCGCGGGCCCCGCUCCCCGGGGGAUCUGGGGGUCGUUCCCGGGACGGAGUCGGGGCGCCCCGGGGCGGGAGCCCGGGCAAGUGCCUGGGGCCUGCGCGUCUGCCCGGUCCGCGCACUCCGUGGUGCGCACAGGUGCCCGGGCCGCCCUGGUCUCGGUGACCUCCUGCCCCGCCGCGCCCCGCAGGUGCCGGGAGCCGGGUCUGGCGCCGUCCGCGGCCGCCGGUGCUGAAGGGCGCAGCCCCCGGGGUCCCGAGCCGGCUGCGAGCCCAGGCCCCACCACUGGCAGCCGCUGUGCGGAGGGCGGGGGCGCGCGGCCACCGGGUCCCUCUGCUCCUGAGGACGGUGGCGCCGAUGGGGCGCCGGGCACAGCGAGCCUGGACUCGCCUAUCGCGUAUUUCCUCCUUCCACCUUCAGAUGGGGCGCAUGAGCUGCUCCCCGGGGCUUCCGUGAUCCAGAUUUGCUGCCAGGACCUGGCGUCUCUGCCUGUGCAACACGUUGCGCUGGCCAAUGGGGGGGACCCGAAGAAGCAGGACACAGAAGAGCCAAAGAAAAGGAAAGGGGGCUGGCCUAAAGGCAAGAAAAGGAAACCCCCGCGGGAUCUUCCUGCUCCCCGUGCGCCUGCGACAGGAUACGUGAUAUUCCUAAGUGAGCAGAGAAGUCAGCUGAGGGCCAAGCACCCUGAUCUGCCUUUCACGGAAAUAACAAAGAUGCUGGCUGCUCAGUGGGCUCAGCUGUCUCAAGAGAAAAAGCAGAGGUAUGUCCAUGAGGCCGAGGAGGACAAGCAGUGCUACAUCCGCGAGCUCCAGGCCUACCAGAGCUCCAAGGCGUACCGAGCCUUCCUGCAGAGGCGGGUGGCACACAAGUCACAGGCGCUGUGCGGGACCCCAGGAAAUGACUUUGAGAGUGAGGGCCUUGACUUCGCAGCAAUCAACGGGGAUGAAAACAAGGACCUGUACUGCAGCACCUGCAGGCAGUUCUUGAGCUCGCUGCAUAACAAGAAGGAACAUCUCCUGGGGAAGCAGCACCUGCAGAACCUCACAGGGGAAUUCGAGAAAGAUUCUGCAGAGUACGCCAAGCGUCUGGAAUCUCUGGAAGAAGAGGAAGGUCAGCGUUUGAACAAAGGGGAGUCGGAAGAGGAAGCCGAGUGUCCCCAUUUGCUUCCGCUCAGAGGCCUGAUUCCAGAGGAGAAUUUCGCUUCACUUGACUUGUGUCUUUUGCAAGAGUUUAUCUUUAAACUGCUAAGAAUCAAGGAAUCUGAGCUCGGAGAACUGAAGAGGACGCUAGGAAGAGCGCGGGCGGAGCAGGAGGCCCUGCAGCGGCAGCUGGUGGAGUUCCAGAACCAGCAGCAGAGGCUGGAGGUGGAGCUGGCAGGCCUCAAGACCUACGGGGUCAUCCUGGAGAAGGAGUUUGAGAACCUAAACAUGGUGCUGAUGCUGUCCCACUUCGGCCUCCAAGUGCUGGACACAGCAUAAAGCGGUGUCCCACCAUGGCACUGGGGGGACCCCCAGGACAUCUCCCGGCAGCUCCACGGUCAGCUUUGGCAGAGGCAUCUGUGCCGGUGGAGGAAGGAGCAAAGGCCCCGGGGCCUUGCAGAUGGGACCUUCGAGAUGGCACUGCUGACUGAGGAGAAAAUAAAUUGUGUGUGUGUGUGUGUGUGUGUGUGUGUGUGUGUGUGUGUGUGUUUGAGCAGCCGACUAAGUCUGCUGUCUUUUGUUCCUGACUAGCGCAGUGUGUACCUGUACCUGUUCCUCCUGGGGGUUAAAAGUUGGCGCCUCAGGUUUGGGAAGAUUCUGGCAGGGGGCAUCAGUCUCUCCCUAGUCACCAUCCUAUAAAGCACCCCAAAUCAGGGCUGAGGGAGACAGCUGUCUGCAGCUCACUCAUUCGUGCUCACGUUCACGGAAUGGGAGCCCUUGGUGUUUGCAGCCCCGAGCUGGAACCACCCCUAGUGCUUGUGGUCAUCUCCAUGACUCAGGGCAUGCUACAUACCCUCUGCAAGCUUUGUUUCCUCUCCUUUAUUAUAAAGACAAUAAUCGCUGAUGGAUCGUCAGCCUCAAAGCAUCGGGUAAGGGUCCAGUAAGAGGAUCAACCUGCCGAGGUUGGGGCCACUGGAAGCAGACCCUGACAGCAGGAUUUGUACACGAGUGGUUUAUUUGGGAGCCAAACCAGGUGGGGAAGUGGCCGUCAAAGGGUGUGAAUUCCAAGCAAGUUUCCCCCAGGGCAACUGGAGCUUCCCGCUGGGGACACUGGGAGCCUGCAUAGGAUGCUGAGAGUCCCAUGGGGAAGGAGCUGGGGUCCCCAAGCAUUGCUGGAGGAGAGCUUCCAGGAGGGGUUGCACAGGUGGCAGUGGGCACGGAAGGCCCGAGAAGCCCCUGGGCAAGGAAGCUGGCCAGUGCAUGCCCUCGGGGUGGGAAGGGUGAGGGAUGUGGGUGGGCCCCACGGUGUCUGGUACAGGAUGGGUGGGGUACACUGCAGCCUACAAAUAAUGCACUACAAAAAGCUGAGGUUGUCCUGGGGGCUCCGGCCCACCAGGCAGGGAUGUGGAUAUUGGGUGAGGGUUGGGACCAGCUGUCUGCAACAGAAACCCAACCACAGUAACCACAGGACAGAAAUUCCAGCUGUGGGCUGCCCGGGGCUGGACAGUGGCUGCCAGAAGGGCACAGCCACCUUUUCUCUUUCCACUAAGUUCUUCCUACCAAGGGGCCUCUGUCCUAAUCCCCAUUGCCCCAAGAUGGCUGCUCAGCCUCCAGCAUUGCUUCUGCAUUCCAGGCAGGAAGAAGACAAGGGGCAAGGACAAAGGCAGGUGCCAGCCAGUCUGCUGCCUUUUGUUUUUUUUAAAACAGCUUUAUUAAGAUAUAAUUCACAUAUCAUACAAUUCGCCCAUUUAAAGGAUACAAUUCAAUUGUUUGGGGUAGGCUCACAGAAUUGUGAAAGUAUCACUACAGUCAGUUGUAGAACAUUUUCAUCACCUCAAAAAGAAACACCCUAUCCUUUAGCCAUCACCCCCUAUCUUCCCUUCCCCUAUCCCUAAGCAACCAUGAAUCUACUCUCUGUCUCUAAAGAUUUCCCUGUUCUAGACAUUUCAUGUAAAUGGAGUGAUAUAAUAUGUGGUCUUUCGUGUCUGCUUCUCUCACUUAGCAUAAUGCUUUUGUCCAUGUUGUAGCAUGUGUCAGUACUUCAUUUCCCUUUUUAUGGCCAAAUACUCUUCCAUCAUAUGGACAAAACCACACUUGCUUAUCCACCCACCUAUGGAUGGAUAUUUCGGUUGCUUCCACCUUUUGGCUGUUAAGAUGAUCCGCCUCUUCUAAAGAGCUUCUUCCAAAAAAACCCAUACAGCAGCUUCCAUGUACAUCUCAGGGGCCAAGAUGGUGCAGGGGAGGCUGGGAAAUGUAGUUUUGCUGGAAACAGGGCUGCUCUGAGUACAAUUGGGUUGGCUUAGAGAGGAAGAAGGGGAGGUGAAAAAGUGCUGGGAGGGCAGCAGGUGGUGGCUGCCCCCGAGGAGUUCGUUUCUGCAGGAGGAAACCAGCUUGCUCUCAUCCUGUGGAGGCACAACGGCCAAAGCCGAGGAACAGGAGCCUUGGGCUGGGCGCCGUCCUUGCAGCUGAGUCCAGCGUCUCCCUCUGCUGAGCGGACGUUUACGGGGUGUCUCCAGUGUCAUUGCCAAUCACGUGUUUACGCAGAGCUUUCAGCGGGGAGGUGAUGUUGCCAGAUUCGCUGGAGGCCUGCUCUGGACGGCACUUUGCCCGCAUCAUUUCUUCUCGAGUUCACAGUACCAUUUUGAGGCAGGUCCCCUUGAGCCUGUUUAUAGGUGGGAAGUGAGACCACAUCACCUGUCCAAGGUGCCGCAGCAGGGGCCAGGCUUGGUUCCCAUCACAGCAGUUUUCCACAGAAACCCCAGCUCCUGGCCGUCCCCAUGGCCUCCGCAGCUGCCAACCCCUUUGCAGGGAGGAAGGGCGACUUCAUCCUUCCAAACUGGCUCAGCCCCUCCCUCCCCACGGUUUCCCACCCCCUGCUCCCCCAGGAUCCCCACUUACCCCAGGGCCUACGGUCAUUGUUCCUUCUCUCAUCUCCUCUAGAUGAGAAGCUUCCCGGGACAGAGGUUGGACCCCUGGGCAAACCUUGCUGAAUAACUAAAGAGCAUCCCCUUGUCCAAAUUAGACGAGAUUUAGCGAAUAAAACUACAGGACACCAGAUACAUUCAAAUUUCAGAUAAAUAAUCAGUAACUUUUAGUAUAAGUAUGUCCCAUGCAAUAUUUGAGACAUACUUAUUCUAAAAAAAAUCUGUUGUUUAUCUGAAAUUCAAAUGCAACUGGGCAUCCUGUAUUUUAUCUUAACAACCCUAACAUUAACGUUUCUAUCAACUGCGUGGCUCAUUUACCUCAGUGUCUUCAUUUCCUCGCUGGAGAAUGGGUGCCCAGAGACGGAAAGGGACUUACUUCUCCAAGAACACACAGCCAAUCGGUGGCAGCCUCUGAGCUCCCCCCACGUGCUAGGUCUGAGGCCUGUGCUUUUCUGGCAACACCAAAAAAAGUGAAGCAGGGAAGGAAAUGGCAGGUCCAAAAUGAGGGAACAGGUUCCAGCGGACCAGGAGGUCAGGGUGGGCUUCCUCUGGGGGCAGCGGGGAGGAUUUACCUGUGAACAGUAGGUGAGGUUGAUUCUGGCUUCCAAAAGUCUGUAGGACCUGGAACCCAUCCCUCUGUCUCUGUUUCCCCACUCGCCACCAGGGAGUUAGCAUAGCCCAGGCCUAAACACCAUGGGUCCAUGAUGAUCACACUGGCUUUCUUGAUGGCCUCUGUACCUGGGGUGUCAAACACAUCUUCUGCUGGAGCCUUCUGUAGAUGGGGAGGGAUGGCAUCGUCAGCCAUUCACCUGGUUACUCACAGUUGCUCCUGGAACUCCGGGCACAGCUGCUACCAAACCUGGGAGGCAGCACUGGGGGCAGGGCUGGCCAGUAUACACAGUAAGCCGAGAGGCUGGGAUGCCACUGGGCACCAUCUGAAAUCCAACUCCCAACCAUGUCACCCGAUGUUCCCCAGGGAGACACCAGCGUAGCUCAGGGCCUCGGGGCUCAGCAGGGCAUACUCCUGUCGGCACAUUUAAGGGGACCUGGAGAAACCAAAUCCCUUGCCAUGGUGACUGCCUUCCAACAAAGUGGGGUGAGCCAUGACCAUGUGAGGAGGCUUCUUGGGCUAUGGGGACCUUGAAAAAUGACAGAGACUGAAAGUGUGCUUCUGCUGAUCUGUGCCCCUGAGCAGAGCUGUGACAGAAUUAUGUGGAUCAGACUUCUUAGAUCAGGAGACACAGGAAGAAAUAUUUUUGGGGGGACCCGGCACACACACAAUUAUAACUAAAACCAAAGCUUUACAAAACAGUAUUACACUUGCUGCAGGGGUGCACUCUGACUGUUUGUCUUCUUUUCUAUUUCAUGCUUUAAAAUUGCAGGGCACAUUCCAUUAAACUGACUUCAGGACUUCUUCAUAAGUCCUGGCCAUAGUUAAGAAACACCUCUCUUGGGCUCUCCUCGUUCCAGCCCCCAUAGGUUUGUCCACCCUCUUUUAUGACUCAGCAGGCUGGAGUCGCAGGCCUGGAGCUUUCCUCUCUCCACCUUAGGAAGCAAGCAACCUGGGCUCAGUGUGCAGCUCUGCCUCCUUGCAGGGAUGGGCCUGGGUAAGGCACCAAUGAAGCUCACAGUCAGAGGUGGUGAUGACACCCGGCCAUGGAAUGAGGGAUGAAUCGGAUAAGUAAGCUGUUAGGAGCACCAGCUCCGCACCCAGACUUCCUGGGUGCCCCGACACUGCUCCCUCCUAGCCGUGUGGCCUUGAGGAAGUCACCCAGCCUCCAGGAUGCUCAGUCUCCCCAGCUGUAAAACGGGGAUGAGUGCAGGACCUCAGUGGAGUGCCACGUGUGUUAAAUGAGGUUGUAGGCCGUGCAGUAACUGUGAGCCAAUACGACAAUCAGGGCCGGCCUCCGGGCACGUGACCGGGACAGUGGCCACAGUGCAUGGGACCUCAGAAGGGAACUCUGCUGCUGCUGGCUCGAAAUUCUUGAUUCCUUUAUCUUUGGACUCGUAGUUUUGAAGUGAAGUCCCAUGGGACAGUGGGGCACGGAUGAGCGGAGGGGAUUCCUGGGGCUCCGUGGGGCCCGUAGGGGGCCUGGGGCUGGGACCUGGGCCCGGACUGAUGGUGGGAUGGCGGCUCCACGUGGGGCAGGCCGGUGCGUGACCAGGGUAGGAGGCCCGCUCUCCCUUCUGCCCUCAGGCCACCCUGCAGCAGCUGCACAAAUGUCAUCUGGGCACCAAGACGAAACUGCCAGAGCACGGGCAGAAAACUUUUUCAGGAUAUUAUUAUAAAAUAGAAGUGUAUACCUGGACAUCGCAAUACAGCGUAUCAGGGAGUUAUUAGAAUUCUUCCAAGAGUUUAGAAUCUCUGAUUUUGAAAACUAUUGCAAGAUUAUAAAGCAAAAAGCUACAGGCUUAGAAAUUAAAACUAAAAUUAAAGAUCUUCACAGUAGACAGAAAAGAACACUAUCUUCAUAUGAAGCAUUGGUGAGCCAAUUAUUAAUAAGGAAGACAGUUUUAAAAUUACUUUUUUUUAAUUUGGAGGUACAACAAUCAAAUGCAUAAAUGGAAGUUUUGAAUAAUAGACACAUCAUGAAGCCACUUUGGGUUCAAAUUUACAUUUAAAAUUAAAUUUAGACUUACACAAAACUGAUUUGUAUGGAGAGUUAAAUCUUUUUUAGAAUAAUUGAUCUGCAAGAAUCACCAGUUCCAGCAGUACUAAAGUUUAUAUUAAAAUAAUUAAUCAAAUGUAUUCCAAUGUAAUCACAAUCUACAAAAUAUUCUUAACAGCUCCAGUAACAGUUACAUCAGCAGAAAGUUCCUUCUCAAAAUGAACAAUGAUUGAAAAUUAUCUGUGAUCUUGCAUCUGCCAAGAAUAACUGAUGUUGCUUCCAGUUAAAUCACCUAAAAAUAAAGUGGCUAAACAUAUAAAUUUUGAUGACCUGAUAAGUGAAUUUGCAGAAAAGCAAGCCAGAAAAAUCCUAUAAUCAAGCCAGCACAUCAAUAAAGUAUUAUUGUUUAUUGUACUAUUUAAAA